This is a messenger RNA of Medicago truncatula (barrel medic), 888 nucleotides long. RefSeq lists its product as uncharacterized. The coding region runs from base 1 to 888 and encodes 295 amino acids. The transcript has a single exon. Lineage: Eukaryota; Viridiplantae; Streptophyta; Magnoliopsida; Fabales; Fabaceae. The record is from RefSeq and is a predicted model, not a curated record.
AUGAAAGAUUUGGGACCCUUAAGUUACUUCUUGGGAAUUGCAGUCACUCGUCACCAACAAGGGUUGUUUCUCUCACAAAAGAAGUAUGCUGAAGAAAUUCUUGCACGUGCUGGAAUGUCCUCUUGUAAGCUGUGUCUAACCCCAGUUGAUACGAAACCGAAAAUGAGUGCCACAACUAGUAAUCCAUGUAAGGAUCCAUCUCUCUAUCGUAGUCUGGCAGGAGCUCUUCAAUAUCUUACCUUCACUCGUCCUGAUAUCUCCCAUGCAGUACAACAAAUAUGUCUCUUUAUGCAUAAUCCGAUGGAAGACCACAUGAAUGCUCUUCGACGUAUCUUGCGCUACAUUCAGGGCACAAGCCAAUAUGGUUUGCAUCUUUAUCAUUCAUCCACUACUUCCUUAAUUUCAUAUACAGAUGCUGAUUGGGGUGGGUGCUCCGACACCAGACGGUCUACUUCUGGCUACUGUGUCUUUCUUGGAGAUAACAUGAUAUCUUGGUCAUCUAAACGACAACCCACCUUAUCCCGAUCUAGUGCCGAAGCCGAAUACCGUGGAGUUGCCAAUGUGGUCUCUGAAUCAUGUUGGCUACGCAAUCUUCUCCUUGAAUUACAGUGUCCUAUUCACAAAGCAACCAUGGUUUAUUGUGAUAAUGUCAGUGCAAUUUAUCUCUCUGGUUACCCGGUCCAACAUCAAAGAACAAAACAUAUUGAGAUGGAUAUUCAUUUUGUUCGCGAAAAGGUGUCUCGUGGCCAAGUCCGAGUUCUGCACGUACCAUCACGAUAUCAAAUUGCAGACGUUUUCACAAAAGGUCUUCCCUUGAUAUUAUUCCAAGAUUUCCGUGACAGACUCAACAUUCGUCCACCUCCCGCUUCGACUGCGGGGGAGUAUUAG